Brassica oleracea var. oleracea is the source of this 723-nucleotide messenger RNA. RefSeq lists its product as uncharacterized. The record is from RefSeq and is a predicted model, not a curated record. Lineage: Eukaryota; Viridiplantae; Streptophyta; Magnoliopsida; Brassicales; Brassicaceae. The transcript has 2 exons. Bases 1 to 723 code for a protein of 240 amino acids.
AUGGGUGGUAUGUGGAUGGGGUUUGUGUGGCUGGGCGGUGUGUGGAUGGUUGAUGUGGAGAUGGGUGAUAUGUGGAUGGGGCGUCAUGGCCCUCUCAUCGAUUUGGUCGGGGAAAAUGGUCCACAGGUUACAGGACUAAGUAUCAACGCAGCUGUAGCUGAUGCUCUUACUAAUGAGGGAUGGUGGCUGGAUCGUAGUAGAAGUAGACACCCAAUUAUCUCUCUUCUGAAGGAAUGUCUACCAAAUGCACAGGAGGUGCUUGAUUCUGAAGUAGAUGAUAAAUAUGUCUGGUAUCCGACAGCUGAGAGAAGUAAUGGUUGUUUCUCAACAAGUGAGACUUUGAGAGCUUUACAUCCUUCACCGGCAGAGGUAUUCUGGCAUAAGGCAGUGUGGUUUGUUGGGAGGAUUCCUAAGCAUGCGUUCAUCACAUGGAUCGCAGCACGAGACAGAAUGGUCACGAGGGAUAAGCUUAUUGGUUGGGGAUUGACGGUUCCCUCCAAUUGCGUCAUGUGCUCAGGUCACGAUGAGAGCCGUCAGCACUUGUUCUUUGACUGCGCUUAUAGUCAUCAGGUUUGGAGUUUCUUCCUCAGUCGAUUGCAUUUGGUAGCUCCCCAGGGUUUUGAUGAAGUGUUCCGAUGGUUGAAAGCUUCAUCAAGAGAUGGGAACGUGAAUUUGAUCAUGAAGCUUAUUCAUCAGGCGGUUUUGUACUUGAUCUGGAAGUAG